Condylura cristata (star-nosed mole) is the source of this 1959-nucleotide messenger RNA. It is a transcript of the gene GC, whose product is annotated as group-specific component (vitamin D binding protein). The transcript is spliced from 14 exons. Gene Ontology annotation, cellular component: blood microparticle; cytoplasm. Gene Ontology annotation, biological process: vitamin transport. Gene Ontology annotation, molecular function: vitamin transmembrane transporter activity; vitamin D binding. Lineage: Eukaryota; Metazoa; Chordata; Mammalia; Eulipotyphla; Talpidae. The record is from RefSeq and is a predicted model, not a curated record. Bases 10 to 1959 code for a protein of 649 amino acids.
AGCAAGAGAAUGACGCGGGUCCUGGCUCUCCUGCUCAUGGUAACAUGUGUGCAUGCUCUAGAGAGAGGCAGAGAUUAUGAAAAGGAUAAAGUCUGCAAGGAACUGAGCAUUCUGGGAAAAGAUGACUUCAGAUCUUUAUCAAUGGUUCUAUAUAGCAGAAAAUUUCCCGGCGGCACAUUUGAACAGGUCCAACAACUUGUGAAUGAAGUUGUCUCCUUGACAGAAGACUGCUGCGCCGAAGGGGCUGAUCCUGACUGCUACGACACUAGGACCUCAGCCUUGUCUGCUAGGUCCUGUGAAAGUGACGCUCCAUUCCCAGUGCACCCGGGGACGGCUGAAUGUUGUACCAGAGAGGGCCUUGAACAGAAACUCUGCAUGGCUGCCCUGAAGCACCAGCCAGAAGAAUUUCCUACCUAUGUAGAGCCAACAAAUGACGAAAUCUGCGAGGCAUUCAGGAAAGAUCCCAAGGGAUUUGCUGAGCAAUUUAUGUAUGAAUAUUCCAAGAACUAUGGACAAGCCCCUCUGCUGCUUUUGGGUGGUUACAUCAAGAGUUAUCUCUCAAUGGUGGGGUCCUGCUGUACCUCCCCAAAUCCAACUGUCUGCUUUCUGAAAGAGAGACUCCAGAUUAAACAUUUAUCACUUCUCACCACAAUGUCAAAUCGACUCUGUUCACAACAUGUUGCUUAUGGGAAGGAGAAAUCAAGGCUCAGCCAUCUCAUAAAAUUAGCACAAAAAGUCCCAACUGCUGAUUUGAAGGAUGUUUUGCCACUAGCAGAAGAUGCUACCGCAAUUCUUUCCAAGUGUUGUGAGUCUACCACUGAGGGAUGCAUGGCCAAGGAGCUACCUGAACACACAGUAAAAAUCUGUGACAACUUGUCCACAAAGGACUCUAAAUUUAAGGACUGCUGUCAAGAAAAAACACCAAUGGACGUUUUUGUGUGCAUUUACUUCAUGCCUGAGGCCCAACCACCUGAGCUGCCAGAAGUUGAGUUGCCCACAAAUAAAGAUGUUUGUAGUAAACACAGCACCAAAGUCAUGGACCAAUAUGCAUUUGAACUAAGUAGAAGGACUCAUGUUCCAGAAGUAUUCCUCAGUAAGAUACUUGUGCCAACCCUGAAAAGCCUUAGCGAAUGCUGCCAAUCUGAAGACACUACUGCCUGCUUUAAUGCUAAGGGCCCUGAACUGAAGACAGAAUUAUCUUCUUUCAUUGAAAAGGGACAAGAACUAUGUGCAGAUUAUUCAGAAAACACGUUUACUGAAUACAAGAAAAAACUCGCAGAGCGAUUAAGAGCAAAAUUGCCUGAUGCCACAGAUACAGAACUAGAAGAGCUGGUUGACAAGCGCUCAGACUUUGCUACCAAGUGCUGUUCCAUCAACUCACCUCCUCUCUACUGUGAUUCAGAGCUUGGCAAUCAAUUAACAUUCCUUGUGUUGGCUACUGCUACAGAAUCAGAUUACAUGGAAGAUACUUUAAGUUCCAGAAUCACUCUUAGUACAGGAAAAACAACCAAACUGAGGCACACUGGGAACGACCGGCACCCGGAUAGACUAGAGGAACGUGCGUACCCAAGGAACCACACCUCGUCCUUACAGGGCUCACACUGCUACUUGAGAUGCCAGAAUUCCAGCCCUAGCACAGGCCUCCUCUCUAGGCAGCCCACAUUUGAUUGGGCCAGGGAGCAGGUGUUUGUGGAGAACGCCGGCAGAGUUCAGUCAGCAAGCCUGCACGUGCGCAUGCGCGAGAUCACAGCAUGGCCCCAGGUGAGGCUGUCAAGAGUUCAGAGGAAUCUAAAAAUGUUAAACUUAAACCUGGAUUUUUGGUUUGUUGUUGUGAAGUGUCACCACACAGACAAAAUGGGAGUCAUGGAGCAAGCUGCAGGAUGCAGAAUGCAGAAUGCUGCCGAAGAGCAAGAUCCUGGCAUUUUAAUUGACAGAAUAAUCAUACAGCAUCAGCUGUGA